Dunckerocampus dactyliophorus (ringed pipefish) is the source of this 2386-nucleotide messenger RNA. RefSeq names its product SNW domain containing 1 (gene snw1). The transcript is spliced from 14 exons. Gene Ontology annotation, cellular component: spliceosomal complex. Gene Ontology annotation, biological process: mRNA splicing, via spliceosome. The record is from RefSeq and is a predicted model, not a curated record. NCBI's taxonomy places the organism in Eukaryota, Metazoa, Chordata, Actinopteri, Syngnathiformes, Syngnathidae. The coding region runs from base 115 to 1725 and encodes 536 amino acids.
GAUGGCGGCAAUUCGCACGAGACGGUGCUUGCCAACCGCCAAUAAACAACUAAAGCUACCAUUAUCCAUCAAAGAAGAAGAACAAAGCGGAAGUGCGUUGAGCAGGAAAAGAAAAUGUCGCUGACGAGCUUUUUACCGGCGCCCACCCAGCUCUCACAAGACCAGCUUGAGGCGGAGGAUAGACUUCGUGCCCAGAAGUCCUACUCCACUGCCUUGGUCGCGUCCCGGAGAGAACCACCUCCUUAUGGACACAGAACUGGAUUUGUACCUCGUGCCCUGGAGGACUUUGGAGAUGGAGGAGCUUUUCCAGAGAUCCAUGUGGCACAGUUUCCUUUGGAGAUGGGGAGGCAGAAGAAAACCUCCAAUGCGCUGACCAUGCAGGUGGAUGCUGAAGGGAAGGUGAAAUAUGAUGCCAUUGCAAGGCAAGGACAGAGCAAGGACAAGGUGGUCUUCAGUAAGUAUACAGAUCUACUUCCUAAAGAAGUUAUGAAUGAAGACACCCCGGAACUACAGAAGCCCGAUGAGGAAGCAAUACAGGAGCUGACAGAAAAGACUCGUGCUGCCCUGAGCAAGCAGGUGUCGCAAAAGAUUGCUGCUGCCAUGCCUGUGAGAGCAGCAGACAAACUGGCCCCAGCACAGUACAUCAGAUACACCCCCUCCCAGCAGGGUGUGGCUUUCAACUCCGGGGCCAAACAGAGAGUCAUCCGCAUGGUGGAAAUGCAAAAAGACCCCAUGGAGCCACCACGUUUUAAAAUCAACAAGAAAAUUCCUCGUGGACCUCCUUCACCGCCUGCACCAGUCAUGCAUUCUCCAAGCAGAAAGAUGACCGUGAAGGAACAGCAGGAGUGGAAGAUUCCCCCAUGCAUCUCCAACUGGAAGAACGCGAAGGGUUACACCAUCCCUCUUGACAAGCGUUUGGCUGCUGAUGGAAGGGGACUGCAAACGGUUCACAUCAAUGAAAACUUUGCCAAGCUCGCUGAGGCGCUGUACAUUGCUGAUAGAAAGGCCAGAGAGGCAGUGGAGAUGAGGGCCCAGGUGGAAAAGAAGAUGGCCCAGAAAGAGAAAGAAAAGAAAGAGGAGAAACUCAGGGAGUUGGCCCAAAUGGCUCGAGAUCGCAGAGCAGGAAUUAAAAGCCACGGCGACAAAGGUGGCGAUGACGGUGAGGCCAGGGAGCGUGACGAAAUCCGCCAUGACCGAAGGAAAGAGAGACAACAUGACAGGAACAUUUCCAGAGCUGCUCCUGAUAAAAGGUCAAAGUUGCAGAGAGACCAGGACAGAGACAUUAGCGAGCUGAUUGCUCUGGGAAUGCCCAACCCUCGCACCACAAAUGAGGCCCAGUAUGACCAGCGACUAUUCAAUCAGAGUAAAGGAAUGGAUAGUGGCUUUGCCGGCGGUGAGGAUGAGACGUACAACGUGUAUGACCAGCCUUUCCGCAGUGGCAGAGACAUGGCGUCAAACAUCUACCGGCCCAGCAAGAGCAUUGACAAGGACGCCUACGCCGAUGACUUUGACACACUCAUGCGCAACAACCGAUUUGUUCCCGACAAAGAGUUCUCGGGUGCCGACCACGGCCAGAGGCGCGAUGGGCCUGUCCAGUUCGAGGUGGACCCCUUCGGUCUGGAUAAAUUCUUGGAGGAGGCCAAGCAGCACGGCGGCUCAAAGAGACCGUCCACUAGCAGCCGUUCCAAGGACGACUACCACGACAAGAAGCGCAGGAAGGAGUGAGGCCGUGCAGUGGCUCGCUGGAAGACGGGGAGGUUGUCUACACUUAAGUGUGCAGAUCCUCAGUAGUUUCGUUCCACUCAAAUGUCUAUAGGGAUUGUUUUCUUUCUUUUCUUUUUAAUUUGGCUAAUGUGAAAGAUUGUGAACAUUACACUUUGUAUCACUUUUUUUUGCCCCAACAACCUUAUUCAUCUGUCUCAGGCAUCCAUCUAUCCAUCCAUCUUCUAUGGCGCUUAUCCUCACUAGGGUCGCGGUGGUAUUCUGGAGCCUAUCUCAGCUGAUUUUUUUGGCAAGAGGCGGUGUACACCCUGGACUGGUCACGAGCCAAUCGCAGGGCGCAUAUAUACAAGCACCCAUUCAAACUCGGAUUCAUCAUCUGUCUCAUUUAUAACCUAAAUGAAAAUGUCAUGUGCAGAUGAAAUGAGUGAAAUCUGCUAAUGAACAUAUGUACAGUGCAACCAAUGCUAUUGAAAUGUGUAGAUUUUGGUUGGUUUAGGUUUAAUUUCAGUUUAUUCGACAUGACAGCUUAGUUUUGUCAGUUGUGUACUAUUUUUAAGAGGCUCUGUAUGUGUUGGUACAGUAUUUCAUGACAGGUGUGUGCCUGUUCAACACAAACCAUCUUUGUAAUCCUUGUACAACAAUACAAUAAAUUCCAGAUAGUGUG